UGAAAUAUGGAAACGUCGAUUCUCCCUCUUUCUUCGUCGCUUUACGGCUUCAACUCGUUUCCACGUAGAACUUUUCCGACAUUUUAGCGGCUGGUUUUCCUUCGGACGCACUUUUCCUCCGGUGCUGUGGCUUCAGAAAACCAAACAGAAACACCGAGGAUGGCGCUGGACGGGAUCCGGAUGCCUGAUGGCUGCUAUGCCGACGGGACGUGGGAACUGAAGAUGCAUGUCACCGACCUCCACCGGGAUGUGUCGCUGAGGGUCACUGGGGAAAUCCACAUCGGCGGAGUCAUGCUGAAACUUGUGGAGAAACUAGAUGUGAAGAAGGACUGGUCAGACCAUGCCUUGUGGUGGGAGAAGAAGAAGACAUGGCUGUUGAAAACCCACUGGACAUUGGACAAGUACGGCAUCCAAGCCGAUGCCAGGCUGCUCUUCACGCCACAGCACAAACUUCUGCGCCUCCAACUGCCCAACAUGAAGCACAUGAAGGUCAAGGUCAACUUCUCGGACCGCGUCUUCAAGGCUGUGUCGGACAUCUGCAAAACUUUCAAUAUUCGCCACCCAGAGGAGCUAUCUCUACUGCGUAAGCCCCGUGAUCCUAAGAAGAAGAAGAAAAAGCUGGAGGAGGCAGAGGAGGAUGAUCUUGAGCUGGAGGGUCCACUGUUAACCCCUGGAUCAGCCUCUGAGAUAGUAUACAUCGGACCUGUCAAAGGGAGCAUCUACUCAAGUCCAGGCUUGUACAGUAAGACAAUGACCCCCACCUACGACUCCAGGGAUGGCAGCCCACUGUCGCCCACCUCUGCCUGGUUUGGGGACAGCCCCUUGUCCGAAGGAAAUCCCAGCAUCCUCGCCGUCAGCCAGCCAAUCUCCUCACCAGACAUCCUGGUGAAAAUGUACAAGCCCCAGUCUCUGCUGGACAAAGCCAAAAUUAACCAGGGGUGGUUGGACUCAUCCAGGUCUCUGAUGGAGCAGGAUGUGAAGGAGAAUGAGGUGCUGCUGCUGAGGUUCAAAUACCACAGUUUCUUUGACCUCAACCCUAAGUAUGAUGCCAUCCGAGUGAACCAGCUCUAUGAACAGUCCAAGUGGGCCAUCCUGUUGGAGGAAAUCGAGUGCACGGAGGAGGAAAUGAUGAUGUUUGCUGCCCUGCAGUACCACAUCAACAAGCUGUCAAUCAUGGCUUCAGACAACCACAUGAACAACAGUGAGAAGGAAGUGGAUGAGGUGGAUGCAGCACUGUCAGACCUGGAGAUCACGUUGGAAGGAGGGAAGACGUCCAACACACUGGGUGAUAUCACAUCUAUUCCUGAGCUAGCUGACUACGUCAAAGUUUUCAAACCCAAGAAACUGACGCUGAAGGGCUAUAAGCAGUACUGGUGCACAUUCAAGGAUAUCACAAUUUCCUGUUACAAGACUAAAGAGGAGGCACAUGGGACACCUGCUCACCAAAUGAAUCUAAGAGGUUGUGAGGUAACUCCAGAUGUUAACAUCUCGGGUCAGAAAUUCAACAUCAAGUUGCUAAUCCCUGUGGCUGAUGGCAUGAACGAGAUCUGGCUUCGGUGUGACACAGAGAAGCAGUACGCCCACUGGAUGGCCGCGUGCCGUUUGGCCUCCAAAGGGAAGACCAUGGCAGACAGCUCUUACAACCUGGAGGUCCAGAACAUUCUGUCCUUCCUCAAGAUGCAGCAUAUGAAUCCAGACCCUCAGUUCAUUGAGCCGAUCACCACUGACAUCAACCCAGAAUGCCUGGUGUCGCCACGAUACCUGAAGAAGUACAAGAACAAGCAACCAGGCUAUAUCAGGGACCUGAUUUCAGCCCGGAUCCUUGAAGCCCACCAGAACGUGGCACAGAUGAGUCUCAUCGAGGCCAAGAUGCGUUUCAUCCAGGCGUGGCAGUCGCUCCCUGAGUUUGGAAUCACUCAUUUCCUCGCAAAGUUCCAGGGAGGAAAGAGGGAGGAGCUGAUUGGCAUCACCUACAACCGUUUGAUCCGGAUGGAUGCCGGCACCGGAGAUGCCAUCAAGACUUGGCGCUUUAGCAACAUGAAACAAUGGAACGUCAACUGGGAGAUCAAGAUGGUGACGGUGGAAUUCGCAGACGAGCCGAGUCUGUCGUUCAUCUGCGCCGAGGUGGACUGCAAGGUCGUCCACGAGUUCAUCGGCGGCUACAUCUUCCUGUCCACACGCGCCAAGGACCAGAACGAGUCUCUAGACGAGGAGAUGUUCUAUAAGCUGACCAGCGGCUGGGUCUGAGCUGCACCCCCCCCCGAACAAGCCAGGGGUCAUAGUGGGCUGGGGGGCCAGGAGGGGAGCGGUGGGAGUGGAACCACGUUGUAUGGGUUUAUUUUAUUCUACUUUUCUCAGUCUUUAUACAUUUUUUUGGAGCUGUGCUGAAAAGUCCAGAACAGUGCAACUGUUGCCAUGCCAACAACCGUGUUCUCUGUUGUAUUGCCGACGAGGUCCUUUGUUAUAACACUAAAUCGUGAUUGAAUCAGUUCAGAUGAACUUUGAACUUAAACUCCUGUGGUUGAGCAGAAGCCUGUUAAACUACGACCACCUGCCUCCUCCUCCUCCUCCUCCUCCUCCUCCUGGACCGACGGCCAUCAACUUAACGUCCAUGACUUCCCUUUAAAAACCAAUCAAACACCAAAUUGAAUCCCAAAGAUCCUUUUUUUUUUUCCUUUUUCCUCUUCACUCUUUUGUCUUUGUCUCUUUCUCUACUAGAACUGGACUGAAGAGCUGACGUCAGACUGUCAUUAAAACAUGUUGUGCUUUAGUGCCACAGAUAAACUACAGUUAUAUCGAAUUAUUUAUCCUAAAACAUGGAUUUCCUCAGAGUCCGAUGGAAAGGGGGCGGGUCUGUAAACAGCAGCGUACAUCCUCUCCACUUAAUGAAGGGUUUAAUCUCCCUGAAGUCACGUGUAAGCACUUCUACAGUACACAGUCCUGUUUUUGAAUAAGCUGUUUUUUAAAUGUCCUUUUUCUUUCCAUGUCUGUGUCUUCACAACAGGAGAGUUUAGUCUCUCCUAUGAAUUUUCAGCGUAUUAUCUGACAGGUGCGACACUGAGAGCCUCAGUUUAGUUUUUGUAUUUAACGGACUUCUGAUAGUGAGCAUGUCUGGAAACACACUACAGCUCAGUGCACUGUCACGAGCAUCCUGUUUGUUCAAAAAUCUGGUUUCAAACCAUAGACUGAAAAAUAAAGAUGGACAUCGCCUAAAAUAUCUCAAUACUGGUGCCGCCAUCUUGCACUUUGGACUUCAUUUGGAGCCAGAGUCUGGGCAGUAGUAAUUGUUAUGGAGCUGUGGUAUCGAGGAUCUGCCAAUGCACUUGCUCAACCAAUCACAACCAUGAUUUCUAUAGCAUCAAAGAACUAAUUACAACAGUUCAACAAGCAUGUGUGAUAAAUACUACCUAAAAUGACAGAAAUGGAUUUACUCUAUUUCUAUCCACAUCCCAUCCACUAACACAGAGGAGGCAGGGAGCUUAUACUGCAGCCAACCACCAGGGGGCGAUUGAGAUCCUUUGGAGCAGUCAUGUCGUCCAUCUUUAAAGUCUAAGUUUCAAAAUAACCUACAGGAGUCGACCGAACAGCUAAAACAGCUCAGUCUAUAAAGUCAUUUAUUCUCAUGUUCGCUGCAUUGAGUGUUUUCUAAAAACAAGUUUAUAAACACUAAUCACUAAUGUCACGAGUUGUCAGUGCAUGUUUGUUUAAAGCGUCUCAUCCCAUUGACAGUUUUUAUCGUUGCUUUUUAAUAUUUAAACCCUCGAGAAGCUAAAUGAUUUGUUGACAUGUCCACUACGUUUUCCAAAGUUUAGAAUGUUUUAUCAGCAUCAUGUGACCUGGUAGUGCACAUUUAGAAACCAUCAGUCCACUAAAGUCUGCUCCCUGUGUUCAUUCAGUCUUUUGUCCACAGCGUGUACGAGCAGAGGUCUUCAGGUUUAUUGACUGUAGCCCUCACUUGAAAUGUUUGACUAGAGGUUCUUGCAGUUCUGCCACGUUCAGGGACAGUCCCUGUUUAAUAUGCAAUAUCUUAAUUGGUUUGAGAUGCACGUCUUCUCUUUAAAGCGAGUGGCCAUGGCUGCUCGUCUGUGUCAUCCAGGCAGCAGAACCAGACUUGAAUCCACUGAGGAUGAAACUCUUCUGCUGGUGGGGUAGAUGCACGUGUUUAAAAUGUCUCAUCCUAUUGGCAGCAGAUUUAAAAACUGUCCACUACCUUUCUCCAACCUUAAGCUCGUCUCUUAGGCCAAUUGUGUUUUUUCUCCUGACCUGAAAGGUUAACUUUUAUCCAUCACAUUUAAAAGCCCUGACAUCUCAUUGCUCUGUGCAUUGACACUACAUAACACGAGGGGUCAUCACUACCUUCUACCACCUUUUUAUUCUUAUCGCCUUUCUGUCUCUCACACCGUAUAGUAUUAAUAUUGUUGUUAUUCUUAUUUUUAUCAUUACACACCAGCAAAAGGUCACUGAGUUUGAAGAAUAAAUAUGCAAAAUGUUUUUUUCCUCUGUUCUCAGUAUGAAGGAUCAGUCAGUAAAGUAUUAUUUUUUGUAACUAAUGUAAAAACACAAACGUUUUAUAGAAAUUGUACAGUUUUUUUUCCUGCUUUUUUUGGGGGGGGGUUGGAAGUUUUUCCUUUCAGAAAAAAAAAAGUGGGUUGUCAUCUGUCAACGUGUAGUAUUCAGAAUCGUGCCUGCUCAUGUUGUGGUCUUACCAAGUUUUCAGAUGAAGAUAUAUAUGAAUAUAUAUGAAGAUAACACUAGUCUCAAACUCCAGAUUUGAUGAAGAUGUUUGUCGAGUACAUAUAUUUUUUUUCUAAAAUACAGAUACGUAUGCCUUUUCAAUGUGUUCUUUAUUUCUUGUAUUACUGCUUAAUUUUAUUGAUUUUCUGCUUUCUCUUCUACCACCUGUGGCCCAGAGUUGCAUUUUUAGCUCGUUCUUUCGACUGACGGUGAUACUUUCUGUGCAUUUUUUGCUGCAAAUUUAAUUUGCUCUUUUUUGUUUUUGAUGUACUUCACCUAUUCGUCUGGUAUUGUGUCACAACCGAAGUGUGCCAUUUAAUAAUUGUCCAUAUGAAGGAGACCCACAUUGCUUAGACCUUGGAGUUUGAGACAAAUCAGCAAAAAUGAAGUUGGGAGGAAAAUCAAGCCUCGUCUUUGUUCUCUGAUGUGUUUGUUUGCCUCCAGUGUCGGGAGCAGCAGUGCAUGUCCUGCUGCUCUGUUUUCUGACUGUAAAAAUGCAUUUAUUUUAAAAAAUAAUAAAGUAAUUUUUAUUUAA
Molecule: messenger RNA, 5269 nt
Organism: Paralichthys olivaceus (Japanese flounder)
Lineage: Eukaryota; Metazoa; Chordata; Actinopteri; Pleuronectiformes; Paralichthyidae
Gene: fermt2
Product: FERM domain containing kindlin 2
Biological process (GO): integrin-mediated signaling pathway; cell-matrix adhesion
Cellular component (GO): extrinsic component of cytoplasmic side of plasma membrane; focal adhesion
Molecular function (GO): integrin binding
Source: RefSeq, a predicted model, not a curated record